ACUAAAGGGUUUACAGCGACACGUGAAUUUAUCUAUGUGAUAAGUCGUAUCAAAGAUAGUUGAAUUGUGACAGUGAAACAGUGCGAACGCAUUUUACGUACAUGUAGUUAUGAUAUGAAAUAAUAAAUCUAUGAAUUUGUAACAAAUCGCGAUGAAAACAGCAAGGAAAAAGUACCAAGUCAACGAUUUGACGAACAUCGAAUUUACCAAAAAUGCCUCAACAAGCGAUAAAGACAGCUCCUCUGACUCAGAAGCGCGAACAGAAGAAUUACCUAGCAUUUCAUUUUUCACACUAUUCAGGUUCGCGACAACCAAAGACAAAGUUUUUAUAGCUUUUGGAAUAAUAUUUUCAAUAAUAUGUGGAAUAACAACACCUCUGAACACACUUCUGUUUGCAUCUCUACUUCAAAGUAUGGUGAACUUCGGUAUUUCCGUUAUAGUUGGCAAUCCGCAGAACGACGAAUUUUUGAAGGACUUAAGUUUCUUCGCUAUCUACAACUGCUUGCUUGGAGUUGCACUUGUCUUAUUAUCUUAUGGCGCGACAGUACUUAUGAAUAUAGCUGCUUUUAAUCAGGUUUAUAAAAUUCGUCAGGAAUACUUAAAAGCAGCAUUAAACCAGGACUUUGAAUACUUUGAUAUGCAUCAGACUGGAGAUUUUGCAUCAAAAAUGACAGAUGAUGUGGUGAAACUCGAAGAUGGAAUAGGAGAGAAGCUAGGUACAUUCAUUUACUACCAGUCGUCGUUCGUCAGUUCUGUCGCCAUGGCGCUGAUUAAAGGAUGGAAAUUGGCAUUGCUUUGCUUAAUCACCUUCCCCGUUACACUGUUCCUGGUUGGAAUGGCAGGUUUGAUUGCUUCACGACUUUCCAAAAAGGAGGCAAUCUCAUCCGGCAAAGCCGGCGCAGUCGCUGAAGAAGUUUUGUCGGCAAUGCGCACAGUAUACGCUUUCAGUGGCCAAGAGAAAGAAAUAGAGAGAUAUAAAACACAUCUAGAUGAAUCUCGAAAAAUCAAUAUUAAAAAAGGAUUCUUCACUGGACUAGCGAUGGGUUUUCUAUUCUUUUGUAUAUUUUGCUCUUACGCACUUUCCUUCUGGUUCGGCUACAAGCUUAUGGUUGAUGAGCCAGAAAACUAUGACGUCAAUACUAUGAUUGCCGUAUUUUUCGGUGUAAUGAUGGGUUCAGCUAAUUUCGGAAUCUCGUCUACAUUGAUGGAGGUGUUCGGAAUAGCGCGCGGCGCUGGGGCUCAGAUCUUCCACCUCAUAGACAUGGUACCCUCCAUCAACCCGCUCCUCAACCGAGGAGUUGUUCCCGGCACUGCUGAGGGCCAUAUUGAAUUAAAGGAUGUUUAUUUCCACUAUCCAUCGAGACCAGAUGUCCCUGUUUUAAAAGGCGUAAGCUUGAGCGUAAAGAGAGGUCAGUCGGUGGCGCUAGUGGGCCACUCGGGGUGUGGCAAGUCCACCAUCAUACAGCUCAUAUCGCGCUACUACGACGUAGUGGACGGUAAUGUUUACGUGGAUGACAAAGACGUGCGCGAUCUGUCUGUGCGCUGGCUGCGGCAGCAGGUGGGCCUGGUUGGGCAGGAGCCGGUUCUGUUCAAUACCACGGUGCGCGAGAACAUCCGCUACGGCCGCGCAGACGCUACUGAUGACGAGAUAGAGGCCGCCGCGAAACAAGCUAACGCACAUCACUUCAUUGUGAAGCUGCCCGCGGGUUACAACACGUUGGUAGGUGAGCGCGGGGCUUCCCUGUCGGGUGGGCAAAAGCAGCGGAUCGCGAUAGCACGUGCGCUGAUCCGCAACCCCCGCAUACUGCUACUUGAUGAGGCCACCAGCGCACUAGAUACAGCUUCAGAGUUUAAAGUACAAGCAGCGCUAGACAGGGCGCAAAAAGGUCGCACAACGAUUGUCGUCGCGCACAGAUUGUCAACCAUCAGGAAUGUAGAUUUAAUCUACGUGUUUAAAAGUGGCAAAAUCAUCGAGCAUGGUAACCACGAAGAAUUGAUGAAAAAUAAAGGGCAUUAUUAUGAUAUGGUAACAAUACAGUCAUCGCCGGAAGGAGAGGAUACUUCGGAUUCAUCAAAGAUCGUAGAGAAGGAUGUAGCAGACAUAACCGAGGAAGAUGAAGAUGAAAAAAUACCAACUAAAUUAGAUGAAAAAGAAGACAUCGAUAAGGAGAAAGAGAUAUCAUUUAGUAAAGUGAUUCGUCUAAACUCACCUGAAUGGAAGUCGAUUACAGCGGCCAGCGUUUGUUCGAUACUAAGUGGUAGUGGCAUGCCUCUUCUGGCUGUUAUUUUGGGAGAUUUCUUAGGAGUUCUGUCUAAUCCAAACGCAGACGAGGUGGUUGCAGAAGUACGAAAAUUUGCGCUUAUUUUCGUCGGAUUAGGCGUAUUGACAGGAAUUACAAACUUUAUCACGGUAUUCAUGUACGGAAUAGCCGGAGAACAUCUUACAGCUCGUUUAAGAUUACUAAUGUUUGAUAAACUCCUCCAACAAGAGAUCGCGUUCUUUGACGACAAUAACAAUUCCACUGGAGCUCUUUGCGCACGCCUUGCCGGGGAGGCAGCGACUGUUCAAGGGGCUACCGGACAAAGAAUUGGAACUGUACUGCAAGCAGCCGGAACGUUCACUUUUGCUUUAACCCUUUCGCUGAUAUAUGAAUGGAGAGUAGGUUUGGUAGCAAUGGCGUUCGUUCCAGUUAUAUUUGCCAUUCUAUACAAACAAGGUCGAAUGGUGAGCGCCGAGUCAUUUGGUACGGCACAAACAAUGCAGAGUAGUUCAAAGUUGGCAGUGGAAGCGGUGGCUAAUGUUCGUACAGUCGCAUCUCUCGGUAGAGAAGAGACCUUUGUGAACGAAUACGCUCUCCAGCUAAUGCCAGCGUUGGUUAUUGCCAAAAGAACAACUCACUGGCGAGGGAUCGUGUUUGGACUCUCCAGGGGUCUCUUUAACUUUGUAUAUUCCGCUGCAAUGUACUACGGAGGGACGCUCAUGGUUUAUAACAACGUUAAUUACUCUGUUGUACUGAAGUCUGCUCAAGCAUUACUAAUGGGAGCAUCUUCAGCAGCCCAAGCAUUUGCCUUUGCUCCCAAUUUCCAAAAAGGAAUAAAAGCAGCAGGACGUAUCACUGUUCUUCUCAACAAAAAAUCUGCUAUAACAGAUCCGGAUAGGCCUGCCGUUGAAAACUUUAAAGGCACGGGUCAAGCUAGCCUACAAGACGUCGACUUUAAAUAUCCGACUCGCCCUUUGAUACAAGUACUAAAGAAGUUCAAUUUAGAGAUUGAAAGAGGUAAAACGUACGCUUUGGUGGGCGCUAGCGGUUGUGGGAAGAGCACUGUCAUACAACUUCUGCAGCGAUACUACGAUCCUGACGGUGGUAUAGUGGCAUAUGAUGGCAUACCGUUACCUAAAUUGCGACUAAAGGAGGCUCGACAACCAAUUGGUUUUGUACAACAGGAGCCUAUUCUGUUCGACAGGACUAUUGGAGAAAAUAUCGCAUACGGUGAUAACUCGCGGAAACCAAACAUGGAUGAAAUUAUUUCAGCAGCUAAGCAGGCUAAUAUUCACAAUUUUAUAGUAUCAUUGCCAAUGGGUUAUGAUACAAAUAUUGGUUCGAAAGGCACACAGCUGUCAGGUGGACAAAAACAGCGCGUGGCUAUUGCGCGAGCCCUGAUACGACGACCUAAGAUAUUAUUACUUGAUGAGGCAACCAGCGCUCUGGAUACUGAGAGUGAAAAGGUGGUACAAGAGGCUCUUGACGCGGCCAAAGCGGGUCGCACGUGCGUGAUGAUAGCUCACCGGCUGAGCACGGUGCGCGACGCGGACCUCAUCUGCGUGCUGCGCGACGGCGUCGUCGCAGAAAGUGGCACGCACAAGCAGCUCAUGCAUGCACAGGGACUCUACUACAACCUCAACAGACGAGGAUAUGCGUAGUUCAAUAUGUAUCCGCCUAAAUUAAGUUAUUGUAAA
Molecule: messenger RNA, 3958 nt
Organism: Papilio machaon (common yellow swallowtail)
Lineage: Eukaryota; Metazoa; Arthropoda; Insecta; Lepidoptera; Papilionidae
Gene: Mdr50
Product: ATP-dependent translocase ABCB1
Exons: 23
Coding region: 152-3922 (1256 amino acids)
Biological process (GO): transmembrane transport
Cellular component (GO): membrane
Molecular function (GO): ATP hydrolysis activity; ABC-type transporter activity; ATP binding
Source: RefSeq, a predicted model, not a curated record